Exserohilum turcica Et28A is the source of this 2935-nucleotide messenger RNA. RefSeq lists its product as uncharacterized. Gene Ontology annotation, cellular component: cytoplasm. Gene Ontology annotation, biological process: protein phosphorylation; intracellular signal transduction. The record is from RefSeq and is a predicted model, not a curated record. Lineage: Eukaryota; Fungi; Ascomycota; Dothideomycetes; Pleosporales; Pleosporaceae. Bases 82 to 2715 code for a protein of 877 amino acids. Gene Ontology annotation, molecular function: ATP binding; protein serine/threonine kinase activity. The transcript has 3 exons.
ACCGACGCCGCCGCCAGCUCCAUCCCCGGCUCCUGCUCCCCCAUCGUAUAGUAAGCCGGUGCCUGCCAGCCCACGCCCGCCAUGUCCGCCGCCAUCGACAACGAGGACCUGGAGGAGCUCUCCAUCUCCAUGCCCGCCCAGCGGCGAGGCCAGGGAGGAGGGCCCGGCACCCCAAAGCCCCAAGACGCCGCCCCAGUGCCGCCCGCUGCGCUCGGCACAGCUGUCCACGAGACCAAGAGCAAGGACACAAAGGCAAACCAGCGCCUCGGCCAGUACACCAUUGUACGCACCCUCGGCGAGGGCUCCUUCGGCAAGGUCAAGCUGGCCACGCACCAGGUCAGCGGCCAGAAGGUGGCGCUGAAAAUCAUCAAUCGCAAGCGCCUCGUCACCAGAGACAUGGCCGGCCGCAUUGAGCGCGAGAUCCAGUACCUGCAGCUGCUCCGGCACCCCCACAUCAUCAAGCUCUACACCGUCAUAACCACGCCCACCGAGAUCAUCAUGGUCCUCGAAUACGCCGGCGGCGAGCUGUUCGACUACAUUGUGAACCACGGCAAGCUGCAAGAAGCACAGGCCCGAAAGUUCUUCCAGCAGAUCGUCUGCGCCGUCGAAUAUUGCCACAGGCACAAGAUUGUGCAUCGAGACCUGAAGCCCGAGAACCUGCUGCUCGACCACGAAAGCAAUGUCAAAAUCGCCGACUUUGGUCUGAGCAACAUCAUGACCGACGGCAACUUUCUCAAGACGAGCUGUGGCAGCCCAAACUAUGCCGCCCCCGAGGUCAUAUCCGGCAAGCUCUACGCUGGUCCCGAGGUCGACGUCUGGAGCUGCGGUGUCAUUCUCUACGUCUUGCUGGUUGGCCGCCUACCCUUCGACGAUGAAUACAUCCCCACCCUCUUCAAGAAGAUUGCCGCGGGACAAUACAGCACCCCGAGCUACUUGUCGCCAGGCGCCACUUCUUUGAUCCGGAAAAUGCUCAUGGUCAAUCCCGUACAUCGCAUCACCAUUCCCGAGCUCCGCCAAGACCCCUGGUUCACAACAGACUUGCCGGCAUACCUCGAACCCCCUGCGCAGGAGUUCUUCGACAGCGGCGCAGAUCCAAACAAAGCCAUCGAUCCCAAGGCUCUUGCCCCAACGGCCGAUGCGCCCCGAGUACAGGCGUUACAUGAGAAUGUUGUGACCAAGCUCGGAAAGACAAUGGGUUAUGCAAAGCACGACGUGCAAGAUGCGCUGGCACGUGAUGAGCCAAGCGCUAUCAAAGACGCCUACUUGAUUGUUCGGGAGAAUGAGAUGAUGCGAGAGAACCCUCUGUUGACCAAUCAUGAUGGGGUGCCGGUAUGGAAUCAACAAUCACCGCCCACCCAUGAAAGCUACAUGGACAAGUUUAGACCGCAGUCACUGAACGCAGCCUCGCGCCCGCAAUUUAUUCCGCCGGCUCCUAUAGAACACGAGAGGGCUCGCCAAGGAUCCAACGCUAGCAGCCAACUUGCAAGCAUUCGGAGUCCCGUCAGCACCGUGGCCAUUCUCCCGAGCAGUCUUACCGAAUACCACAAGGCUUAUAUGAAGGGCCAUCCACGGCCCCUGAACAAAUUCCAAGACAACGACAGUCUGCCACCAACACCCGAGCAAACCGAAGAACAACGGCAGAUUUCAGCUCGAAGACUGAAGCCCAACUUCCGCACCAUGCCAGAAGCGAAUAGACAAAAACCCGAGCCAAUGACAAGCUUGCCCGCCAAGAAGCCACGAGCGACCAAGUGGCAAUUCGGUAUUCGAUCGAGGAAUCAGCCGGCCGAGGCCAUGCUUGCUAUAUUCAAGGCACUAAAAGCCAUGGGUGCUGAUUGGGAGGUGCCAAAGAUACGCAGAGCUGGUGGUGGUAGUGGUUCCCGCAGCCGGAGUGCUUCUCAGGCUCGUGACAACCGCAAAUCAAAGCCAAGGCAUCAAUCACAGGAAUCGAUAUCGUCACAUUCUUCAAGCGAGGGCCGAGACGAGGAAAGGGACUCGCCGCAUCGCGAACCGCUUACUGUGCGGAACAAUGGCAACAACGAGCAGGAUUCAAGGGGUCGACAGAAAAAGCAUUACAAUCAUACCAACGAUUGGGGUUACCAUGUUCCAGAGGAUCCAUGGGUCAUCAAUGCGCGCUUCCUCAAGGAAGGAAUGUUCCCGCCGGGCGUAGCACAUCCGUCAUCGACGCAUUCUUCACGCGUCGAUCUUGCCAAUGAUCCAUCUGGUCUCCGCAGGCGUAGUUCGACUAACACUAGCACAUCAAGCGUAGGCCACGGCGUCGAAGGCAUGACUUCGUCAGAUCGCGCUGGAUCCGUGAGUGAGGAGCAGGUCAACCCAGAUGAAGCAGUUUACAUAUACAUGUCCAUCCAGCUGUACAGCAUUGACCGCGACUUCUUUGUCGUCGACUUCAAAUGUGCCGGCUACGAGCGCCUAGUCACCAAUCUUGUCCGCGAAAUCAAGGCAUCAGUCGUGCCCGAGUUUCGCUCACACCACCAGGACGGCUGGGACGACGAACAAGGCGUGUGGCGAAGACUGGAUGAGAAUGAACCGCUGCCCAAAGAUCUGGUCAAUAAGCUCAACGAAGGAGGCACAGAAGUUCUCCGAGAGAGGACGGAGCUUGUGGGUGCGGGUCGACAGGAGGGAGAGAAGAUUGUCACGAGUCCUUUUCCGUUCCUGGAUGUUGCCAGUACGCUUAUCUUACAGUUGAGCGGCGAGUAGUGGGAGGAGAGGGAGAGUUUGUGUGUAUAUGGGUAAACAGCGUGGAAAGCGAAUGCUGUUCUUGAAACAGGAAGCAGUGUGUGUGUGUGUGUGUGUGUUGUUUCUUUGUACGAUGAAAUGAAUGGGCAGAGGCGAGGGGUGCGGCAAUGGACAUGACAUACCUGAGUACGGGUUAGUUGGAAUAACGCGUUAGAUAGCGUAUAGACAUGACAAGAAGAGA